Messenger RNA from Camelina sativa (false flax), 2874 nucleotides. Lineage: Eukaryota; Viridiplantae; Streptophyta; Magnoliopsida; Brassicales; Brassicaceae. The record is from RefSeq and is a predicted model, not a curated record.
AUGGGUGAUUUCAACCAAACAUUGAGUCCAGCAGAACACUCUUCUGGAGGAACUAGGAUUCGAAAAGGUAUGGAAGAGUUUCGAGAAUGUCUUCAUUAUGCGAGUUUACGGGAUCUUACUAUCCGAGGGAACAAGUUCACUUGGUGGAACAAUCAAGAUCAAAAUCCCAUAGCAAAAAAGUUGGACAGAGUACUCAUAAAUGAUGAAUGGUUAGACAAAUUCUCCAUCUCCUACGCUCACUUUGCUGAACCAGACUUUUCAGACCACAGUCUAGCAAUUAUAUAUUUUGGACAGAGGCAGAGGGGUCGAAGGCAUUUCAUGAUCAACCACUACCUGCUGCAUCAUGAAGAUUUUAUUCCAAGACUUCUUUCGUUUUGGCAUACUCUUCAGAUUCAGGGAUCAGCAAAGUAUUCUCUAGCUAAGAAACUGAAGGCUCUAAAAGGGGAAUUAAGGGAUCUUAAUCGCGAGCACUUUUCUGAUCUGGAAAACCGCACUCGUGAAGCACAGGAGGCUUUAACCCACUGUCAAGUCCUCCUUCUACAUAAUCCUUUGCUGAUUGCAGCUGCCCAGGAGAAACAGGCUUACAAGAAGUGGUUGACCCUCACAACUGCAGAGGAGAAAUUUCUUUUUCAGAGGGCAAGAAUCAAGUGGUUUGAGUGCGGUGACCUUAACACUGCCUACUUUCACCGCAUGGUAGCCACUCGCAGAGCCUCCAACCAGAUUCACUAUUUGGUUAAUGAGCAGGGACAGAGGCUUCACAAACCAGAAGAUAUUAAACUCCAUUGUGUGUCCUACUUUGAGGACCUAUUAGGAGGACAACCUCAGGCUCUUACCUCUACAGACUUAGACCAGAUUCGGGAGUAUACUACAUACAGACUGAGUGCUAAUCUUGCUGAAGCUUUAGUUGAAGCUGUUUCUGCGGAGGAGAUCAAGAAUGUAGCAUUUUCUAUGCCUACAAACAAAACUCCAGGUCCUGACGGGUUCACUGGUGAGUUCUACAGAGCAGCUUGGGAUAUCUUGGGAAAUGACAUUAUUGAAGCUGUUCAAGAAUUCUUCAGAUCAGGUAAACUUCUCAAGCAGCUAAAUGCCACUGCCCUGAGUCUGAUUCCUAAGGGAUUUGGUAGGUCUAAUAUCUCUCCAAGAGCGCUCCUGAAAGUAGAUCUGAGAAAGGCUUUUGAUUGUGUGAAGUGGGAGUAUGUUCUGAAAAUCCUGGAAGCUGCUGAAUUCCCAGCUGUUUUUCUCAAAUGGGUGGAGCAAUGCAUUACUACCACCUCUUUCUCUAUCAACAUCAAUGGUGAGUUAUGUGGGCACUUCAGAGGAGGACAAAGACUUCGUCAAGGUGAUCCUCUGUCCCCUGCUCUGUUUGUCAUUGCUAUGGAGCUACUCUCCAAUAUGCUCUCGAACAAGUUUGCCUCAGGACAGAUUGGUUAUCACCCCCUUGGAAUCAACCCGGUUGUCUCCCAUCUGGCGUUUGCAGAUGACCUCAUGAUUUUCUUUAAUGGAAGUGCUGAUUCUCUGCAGGAAAUAGCUUCACUUCUCGAGAAGUUCAAGCUUCUUUCCGGUCUUAGCAUGAACCGAGACAAAUCAACCCUGUUUGUUGCUGGAGUUCCGGAGAAUCUCAGGGCACAAAUGCAGCAGCAAGGCUUCUCUAUAGGAUCUUUUCCAGUGAGAUACUUAGGGAUGCCUCUCCGCCACCACAAGCCCAGAAAAAACGACUACUCUCCACUUCUCGAUAAUAUUCGAGCUCGUUUCAACUCUUGGGCCUCGAAAGCCCUCUCCUUUGCUGGUAGACUUCAACUGAUCAUUGCGGGAUGUUUGAGAGCAAUUGAAUCGAUGUGCAAUGCUUAUCUUUGGUCUGGCGAUGUUCAGAAGCGGACCUCAGCUAAAGUUGCUUGGAAAACGGUAGCUUGGAUGAAGGCACAUAUGGUAAAGAGUAGUAACUUCUGGACCACAGAGAUCGGUCAAGGUGCUUCUUGGAUGUGGAAAAAUCUAAUUUCCUUGAAGCCCCAGGUAAAAGCUCUUCUUGGUUGUAAAGUGAGGGAUGGGGCAACAGUAAGCUACUGGUUUGAUAACUGGAGUCAGUUAGGUCCUUUGAUUGACUUUGUUGGAGAGGAUGGCCCGAGACUUAUGGGUAUCCCUAGAGAUGCUACUGUGGCUCAAGGUACUAGUUCUUUUGGUUGGAGACUUCCGUCUUCAAGGACCAGACACCAUUUGCUCCAAACAGUCAGAAAUGUUCUUGUUUCGAUGGACCCUCCCUCUGCUGCGUCAGGCCAGGACUUAUACACUUGGGGACCAGUGGAAAGCAGGAAGGAUUCCUUCAGCACAAAGAUCACAUGGGAAGCUCUGCGUCCCUCGGCCCUUACCAAAGUCUGGUAUAAAGCGGUUUGGUUUAAGCGUGGAAUUCCCAAACACAGUUUCACGUUCUGGGUUGCUAACAUGAACAUGCUCCCUGUUAAAGUGCGUAUGACCAGUUGGGGAACAAACAUUGAUCCAGUUUGUACUCUUUGUUCUAAUGGGGUUGAGACUCGAGACCACCUGUUUCUCCACUGUAGCUAUUCUCUGCAGAUCUGGCAUUUGGUUCUGCCUAGACUGGGACUUCCGCAGCUCAUGUUUGUGGACUGGCAAACUAUGAUCCACUGGCUCCUAGGUCACUCCAAAGCCCUCCCUUCUACGUUGAAGAAGUUAGUCACCCAAGCUACGGUCUAUUUGAUUUGGAAAGAAAGAAACUCACGAUGCCACAGAGGCCCUCUAACCUCCCCUGCUGUUUUGUUUCGGGUUCUCGACAGAACAACUCGGGACAUUCUGCUUGCUCACCAGCACUCUAAACAAUGCAAGGGACUGCUAUCCAAAUGGCUUUCCCAUGUUUUACUAUGA